AUGGGUAAUGGUAUUUGCCACAUUGGAGAAGUGAAUGGAUAAGAAAUUAAACGUUCCUAAGAUAAAAUCUAAGUUAAUCAUAUAAUAGAACUUCCUAAUUCAUUUGCUUAAAGUCCUUCAAAACCAACAAUAGAAACAUAAAACCCAACAAUCAGUUUAAAUUAAGAUGAUUGCUACGAUAUCCUUUUAACAAGUUCUUUAGAUAUGGUUCAUUUAGAACAAGAUGUGACAUCUUUAAAAAACUAUGACUAUAAAGAAAAAUGUAAGAUAAUUACAUUGCCAAUAUUGUCUGAAUUUGCAAAUGGUUAAUUGAAUAUAGAAAAUGUAACUGAGCUGUAGCUUCCUAAUAGCUCGACGUUUGAACCAAAGCCUAUUUUAAAAAUAUGUGAAUAAUUAAAGAGUAAUCAAAGUAAAAAUAAAGUAAGAUUUAAUGAUAAUGAUUGA
This is a messenger RNA of Paramecium sonneborni, 444 nucleotides long. The record is from the annotation of a GenBank genome assembly. Lineage: Eukaryota; Ciliophora; Oligohymenophorea; Peniculida; Parameciidae.